AAUGUCUGUGUUGCCCUCAGAGAGUUAAGCUCUGCUGCCAGGAAUUUGCAGUUUCUCCCUAGGCCGCGGGGGAUGGAAGAGGGCGGGAGAGCGGGCAGGCUGUGCAACAAGUGGCGAGAUCUCUAUUGGCCUCUGGAAUGCAUGAGCUGAGCAAGGGAUUUCUGUGGACACCCAGCCGUAUGUGAGCUGUGCCUUUGGCACUCGCUGUCCCUUCUGGGGCAGCCGAUCCGGGUGAUGGCUUCAUCAGAGCGGCCCCCUGGGAUCUCCCACCACCGCGACCUCUGCCGCCGCACCGUUCAUCUCCUGAGGAAGAUGCGCUCAGAUGUCAGCAGCCUCCUGGAGACCUACGUUGAGAAACAAGGGUUGGACAAAAACUUCAGCCUGGACUCGAUUGACGGCGUGCCAACAGCCGGCACUGAACAAUGGAGCGAGAUUUCAGAUGGCGAGCGGCUGGGAGACAACCUGAAAGCUUAUUGGGCAUUUCAGAUAUUACUGGAUGAGAUCCUGGAAGAGCAGAGGUCCAGCUUGAGCCCAGAUGAUACAGCUUUCCAUGAGUCUAUCCAGUCCAUUGUGCUCCAGGUCUCGGGUCUCGCUUACCAACUGGAGGAACUGAUGGCAAUGCUGGAGCACAAUGUACCAGCCAAAGAGUUGGGAAGUAUCAGAGAUGGUGGUGGAAAGAGCUCAUUUGAGAAGAAAAUGAGGGGCAUGAAAGUACUGCAGGAACUUGCCCAAUGGACUGUCCGGUCUGUCCGGGACCUGCACCAUAUCUCCAAGUCUGUUCAGACAGGUGCCAUCCCACGUUCGAGUCGCCGCCUGGCUCAAGCCCAGAAGAAAUGAGGCUGCUCUCCUCUGUCGAGGUUCUUUCCUUUCCAAAGACCGUACCUCCCUCUCAGCUGUGGUGUAUUGGAUUGGUACAGUAUGGCCAGAGUGAGCCCUCUGAUGAGAAAGUUGGAGUGACUAGUGCUUUCCAGAUGUUAGUAUUUAUUUCCUUCU
Molecule: messenger RNA, 993 nt
Organism: Lacerta agilis (Sand lizard)
Lineage: Eukaryota; Metazoa; Chordata; Lepidosauria; Squamata; Lacertidae
Gene: CNTF
Product: ciliary neurotrophic factor
Exons: 2
Coding region: 235-837 (200 amino acids)
Biological process (GO): astrocyte activation; negative regulation of neuron apoptotic process; positive regulation of tyrosine phosphorylation of STAT protein
Cellular component (GO): axon
Molecular function (GO): growth factor activity; cytokine activity; ciliary neurotrophic factor receptor binding
Source: RefSeq, a predicted model, not a curated record